AUGAGUCCUACUCUAACAACCGUGGUGGAAAGAUUUCACGCUACACCGGCGCAAGCUUGGAAGACGGCUGCCGAGAACUUCUACCUUAAACCUGACUUGAAUAGUGUUGGGGGGCUCGCACCUCUGCCCUCUUUCCAGCAGUUUUGGGGGGACUUCGAGAAAAAGGGCUGUACAACCCUGAAUUGCGCAGCCGUCAAGCUGGUAGUCUGCUCCCUCCGUCGGAAUUUGUCUUUCUACAAGGCCCCAAUUCCUGCAACAGAGGAGGAGCUUGCAACGACUCAAGACGCCAUUUUAGACGCAGUUGCAGGCAUGGGUCCGAAUAUAGGAAAUGAAACGGUUGCAUGUCCUUCAGAUGGACCCGUAGAUAUUCUCCGGCACUAUUCGGCCUGCAAAAAUCCAACAAGCAGAGGCUGCAGUGGCAUGGACAGUUUUCUUAACGACGUCGGCUUGGGGCUGGAGUUCUCAAACUUCGAGAAAGCUAUUGGCCUCUCCACGCGAAUGAGCCGGGGAAGAGGGGUGUACAUUCCCCCUUGCUCGACGUGGCUCUUAGCGUUACAAUUCGCCGACCACAUCUACAUUCAGACCCACGAUGGGAAGGGCAACGUGGGUCGGUGUUUCUACAGGCUCCUUGAAAUUGCACAUUCAUUGCAAGGGCACUUCAAUUCAUCGACCGUCAGCUCCAGUCAUGCGUUUGCUUUCCACUCGUCUCUUGGUUACCUGACAACGAUGCCCGAGUUUCUGGGCACUGGCAUUCAACUGAAGGCGAAGCUUUACCUUCCAUACCUCCUCUCCAAACCAGAAGAAGCAGAAAUAACCGAAUUCGAAAGCCUCUGCCAAAAUCAUAAUCUGGGGUUCAAAUUUGUCCACCCGGCUGUUUUCGACCAAAACAAAGGCAGUACUGCCAUGGUCUGGGUUAUGUCUACGGUCUCGUUGGGCGUGACCGAGUUGCAGCAGCUCGAAGCUUUCAUCAAGGGCAUUGACGCCAUUCUGGAGCGUGAACAGAGCAAGGCGGGAUCGCUUGGUGCUACGCCGCCUCGAACUGUCGCUGAGGAAAGAGAUGUUAUUCUUCCCCCCCUUCCAGAGAAAACAGCAGCCGGGCAGGGAGGUGCGGUGUCGGGGGAGCCCGGACAAAGCGAUUCAUCCCGGCCCAAAGCCACCCCGAAAAAGGAUAUUUCCAAGGUUGCUGGCCACACGCAAUGGAAAGAUCUACGGUACGAGCAGGAGAAAUAG
Molecule: messenger RNA, 1230 nt
Organism: Toxoplasma gondii ME49
Lineage: Eukaryota; Apicomplexa; Conoidasida; Eucoccidiorida; Sarcocystidae
Product: ATP:guanido phosphotransferase, C-terminal catalytic domain-containing protein
Exons: 5
Coding region: 1-1230 (409 amino acids)
Biological process (GO): phosphocreatine biosynthetic process
Molecular function (GO): creatine kinase activity
Source: RefSeq, a predicted model, not a curated record